GUGCUGAAUGAUCAAAUUAAAAACGUGUGAAGCUGUUGAUAGGAAACGAUAAUGAAUCCGAUAACAGCAUUGUACCCUGUAACAGAAAAAGGGACGAGAAAGCCCAAGUGUGCCCGAUGUAGGAAUCAUGGUAUGGUAUCAUGGCUUAAAGGACACAAAAGACAUUGUAAAUACAAGGAAUGUGCUUGUGCAAAAUGUAAUUUAAUUGCCGAGCGACAGCGAGUCAUGGCAGCCCAGGUAGCACUGAAGAGACAACAGGCCGCUGAGGAUGCCAUUGCCUUGGGUUUACGGGCAUGUACAAGUGAACAUGGUAUACCAAUAAUGACACAAGGACCUUUAUGGGGAUCUUCAGCUAUUACUCCUCCUGAGAAAUCAAAAACAGACGAGGAAAAACAGGAAAAAGGUUCAGAAUCGGGUAAUGAGCGUCGGAUAGACUCAUCAACCCCAGAGUCCGUAGACAGCGGCGACAAGUACCACCAAGAGGAGACUACUCAGUACGCACCAACUACAUUUCUACCAGGGAGAUUAAACAAUCUAGAAAUACUGGAGAGAGUAUUUCCGUUUCAAAGGAAAUCAGUUUUAGAACUUGUUUUACAGGGUUGCAACGGUGAUCUUGUGAAAGCCAUUGAACAAUUUCUUUCGACGCAAGAAAACAUUACAGCACAACAGACAUGUUCUACAAUUAAAAAAGACUUCAGGCAUCAUCCAUAUUUAGGAUCUCAUAAUUUUCAGAAUACAUUGAGAAACUAUGACAUGAACAAACUAUCGCCAUUAGGAUCGAUGAGAUCUGCAUUUAGUCCGUUCUCUUCUCCUUCUGCUUUAUCAUUUAAUGGACUACAUUCGGCAUUCAGUCAAAACAUGUCGCCGUCAAAUUCUUAUGGAACGCCGUUUUAUUCUCCACAUUUGAGAUCGAUGGACUUAUUUUCGUCACCUGCACAGUAUCCGUAUUCUCGUUAUGCAUCAUUGAACUCGAGUCAGUUGCCUGGAUUUUUUGCAUCGCCAUUUUGUGUCCAGCCAUACGGCAAAACUGGGUAUGGUGGAAUUUCUUUAAAUACAGAAAACCGUGAUAAAAACAAUAAAUCGCCAACUUCAGAAACCGAAAAUGGGUCCGAUUCAUGGGACGACCAUGGAAAAGAUAAGGACUGAGGAGAAUUGUUUAAAUUAUAUUGACACUUUUAACAAUUGAAACAGUUUAAACACUGAUUAGUAAAUUAUUGUAGGAAGUGGAGUUUAUGCUCAACAUCUUGAUUUUUCAAAUAGCGA
Messenger RNA from Mytilus trossulus (common blue mussel), 1263 nucleotides. RefSeq names its product doublesex- and mab-3-related transcription factor dmd-4-like. Gene Ontology annotation, biological process: regulation of transcription by RNA polymerase II; sex differentiation. Gene Ontology annotation, cellular component: nucleus. Gene Ontology annotation, molecular function: DNA-binding transcription factor activity, RNA polymerase II-specific; RNA polymerase II cis-regulatory region sequence-specific DNA binding; protein binding. Lineage: Eukaryota; Metazoa; Mollusca; Bivalvia; Mytilida; Mytilidae. The transcript has 2 exons. The record is from RefSeq and is a predicted model, not a curated record. Bases 52 to 1146 code for a protein of 364 amino acids.